GCUGUGCCUCCAAGGUUGCUCGCCACCGCCUCCACGACUGCGCCGACCAUCCUCCUGUUUCCCUCUCUCCUACAUAUACGCCUCUAAGAGAGGGCUAUCUAACCAUGUCUUCCCCACCCACUCUCCCCGAACGCCGCCCGGAAUCGCCUGCGAUGCCGUCUGCCAGCUCGCCAUCUCCCCCGCCUCCGGCGAUCCCCACUGCUGUCGCGCCUGCCAUCGCAAAUCCUUUUGAUGGGCCGGACUCCCCUCCCCCUGCAUCUAUGACUGAGCCGCAGCAUGCGCCGCCGACGGGGCAAACUGAGCCGCCAGCAGACCCUCGAGUUGCCGCACUGAAGGCGAUGUUCCCCGACUUCGAUGACCAGAUCUUGCUGUCCGUACUUGACUCUGUCAAUGGCAAUCAGGACCGCGCCAUCGACAUGCUGCUUGGUAUGAGCGAUCCAGAAUACAAGGGAACGCAAGCACCAGAAGCUCCCUCGCGCCCACAAACGCAAGAAGAUCUCGACGCGGAAUUCGCCCGCCGACUCAUGCUUGAGGAGCAAGAAGCCAACGACCGCGCCGCCGCCAUGUACUACGAGCAGCAGCAGUCCCGCUACGCCAACUCCGGCUGGCAACCCCAGUCUGGCCCCGGUGGCACGAACAACGCGCCGAAUAGCGGGAACGACACGAUGUCCGACAUCCAGGCGCAGGUCAAGCAGUUCGGCGAGACCGCCGGGAAGACUCUUGGCAGCCUCUUCUCGAAGGUGAAGGCGAAGAUCCAGGAGCUGGAUACAAACAACAGCGGUGGUGGUGCGUCUGGAUCGCAGGCGCCCCAGCAGCAGCAGCAGCAAGCGCAGUGGGCGGCGUCGCCGAACGCAAACUAUCAGCCGUACAGGAGAUCGCAAGAGUCGAGCGCGCGGCGGUCGCAUGAGGCUGCGGCUGCGCACUACGAGGACUCGGAACCAAUCCGUUUGGGAAGUCCUCCUGCAGAGGCAGGGCGCUCCUCGCAGGGCUACGAUGUAUCGCCUUCACCAUCGCCCGCGCCUCGCCCCACGAGCCGCAGUUCGCGGCCCAUAGACGGUGGCAAACUCGGCAUCCUCCCCAAGCGCCCGGUCUCCCUGGUCCGCGAUCCGUCGCCGAAACCGUCGGACGACGAUGACGACCUGGAAUACGCGGAGAACCCGUUCGAGACAGAGGACAAGGGCGUCAAGCCGGCGAAGUGAGAGGUGUCGAGCUGGUCGAGCGAGACUGCAGGCAGGCCGACCAACGGAGGGGUGGCAAGCUGGCUGGUGAGAGAUGGCAAGCCGGUCAAGCGACAAGCGUCUAGCUUCCGGCUUUAGUAGAAGACGACAAGGGGACCGAAAGAGGAUAAUAAUGCUUGUAUUUGUUCGCGGCCUAUAUUAUGGUGAUACCCUGGGUCUACAUAACUCACGUUCGCAAUGGGUGUACAGUCGCGCCGACGGAGAUUCUACCGCUUGCCACUCC
Messenger RNA from Schizophyllum commune H4-8, 1461 nucleotides. RefSeq lists its product as uncharacterized. Gene Ontology annotation, cellular component: cytoplasm. Lineage: Eukaryota; Fungi; Basidiomycota; Agaricomycetes; Agaricales; Schizophyllaceae. The coding region runs from base 105 to 1199 and encodes 364 amino acids. The record is from RefSeq and is a predicted model, not a curated record. Gene Ontology annotation, biological process: ubiquitin-dependent protein catabolic process. Gene Ontology annotation, molecular function: ubiquitin binding; ubiquitin conjugating enzyme binding. The transcript has 4 exons.